GCAAAAAAUAAAAAAUUCAUAAGCUUACGGAAAAGCAAAAUUAAGUAAAUCAUAAAAGUUUGUCAGUUGUCUACUUUAUCUUUGCCAUUCAUACAAUUUCUGUGCGUUUUAUUGCACAUUUCUGAGAAUUGGCAGUUAAGUUUAAAAAAGUAAAUAUAAAAAAACGUACGAAAGGUGCGCUCAGUCAACACAACAAGAGCGGAGAUAAACUGUGCAAAAAAAGUUGAAAGAGAAAAACAAAAAUAAAGUAAAAAUUAAAAAUCAAAACAAAACAAAACGAAUGAAAAAAGGGAACAAGUGAAAAAGCAAAAUAAAAAAGGUGUAGGAAAGAAAUAAAUGAAAAUUAAAAAAACGCCGGUGGCGAGUGUGUGAAUUACCAACUCUGCACAUAUAUAUAUAUAUAUAUAUGUAUAUAAAUAUAUGUACUAAAUAUGUAUGCAUGUAUUUAUGCGAACAAGUUUCCAAACGCAUACCAGAAACGCCAAAAGAAAUAUUGAAAAUCGACGCAGACGUUUCAGCGAUAUUUAAAUCAGUUUUCCAUCCAGCUACCGGAGAACAUUGCAUAAAUGCGUUUGAAUUUCAAUUAAUAAAUUAGUCGGAGUGAAAGCGUUUUAAUUUAAAUCAAUUUGUAGUGUAGUAGCUUAAUGAAUUACUAGAAAAAAAAAUAAUAAUAAAACUAAAAAAGUAGCAUUCUAAAAAGCAAAUACAAAACCAGUAAAUUUUAUUACAUAAUUGUGUAAUUUUAAUUUAAAUUUCAUUCAUUAUCAUUGCCUAGCUCAUUGUUUUUACUUCGCGUGUGUCCGGUCAUUGUUUUGGUGCUUUGUAUGAGUUCGCAAAAUCCGUCGAAUAAUAGUCAUAACGGCAUUUUAUGGCACAUCCGUCGCUCAUUGCACAAGCGUGGUGAGAAAAAAAUGAAAACAAUUUCAUGAUACUACAAGUGGUCUGAAUCAGUGAUAUUAAACUAUUUGAGAAUGCCGUCAACACCGUACGAUUUGGUGCAAGAUGAACAGGAUUUGCGGGUGCCGUUGCAUGCCGAACAGGCCUUCUUCCAUGGCAUCACAUUUCAAGCUAAGGUAAAUACUUCUAAGAUGUUUUUAGCACUUGCAUCGUUUAGCGGUAUCUGUAAGCAAAAUCUAAGCAAAAAAAUAAUUUUCAAUUAAUUUUUUCUUUUAUAUUUACACACAAAAGAAGUCCAAAAAUUUAUUCGGGUAAAAUAUAGAUAACAAAAAGCAGUUUCAAUCAUCGCCAAUUUUUUAAAUUCUUAACAAUUCCAAAGCUUAGUACCUUUGGCUACAUUUUAAGGGUUUCAAAAUACUAUAUAUGGGUUUAAAUUAUUUUUAAAGGAUCUUAAAAACAAUUCCUGAAGAGCAAACAUACUAUACGUAUUUGAUUAGUUGAAAAAUUAAAUCCCAAACACACAGACUCAAAGUCGAAAAUCUCUUUAAAAAUAUUAUUUGCCUGCAACGCUUCCUAAACUUAAAAAUUUUCCUUAAAAAAUUUCUGGUUUUGAGGCGAACAUAUACGAUAUUACCCUAGCAGAUCCGCUUCUUUAAUAAAUCUCUUUCUCUGGAAGAGCCAAAAUAA
This is a messenger RNA of Ceratitis capitata (Mediterranean fruit fly), 1584 nucleotides long. Its product is annotated as capon-like protein. The transcript has 3 exons. The record is from RefSeq and is a predicted model, not a curated record. The coding region runs from base 972 to 1160 and encodes 62 amino acids. Lineage: Eukaryota; Metazoa; Arthropoda; Insecta; Diptera; Tephritidae.